AUGACAAGAGCAUUGAAUACUAUUCUUGGACUUGGUGCAUUAAUUGCCCUCUUUUAUGUGUUCUUCAGACACCCAAAAACUCAAGAAAAUUUGGCCACUGCUUAUGAUAAUGUGAAUGACUCGUUGCAACAGUCGUACAUUUUGUAUUUUGAGCCUAUUAAAGAAAAGUUAACGAAGGAAGAAUCUUCAACCAUGGAGAAGCAAAUGGAUGAGCUUGUCAAAUCCUACCACCAGUAUGUGGAGAAGGACUUGGGAAGUCAUGUGAAACACACCUAUGAUACUACUUUGCAUGGUAUCAGCAUCCAGCUUGGUCACACAAAGAGUCUUUUGAAUGCUGUGGGUGCCACUGCUGUGAACAAAGGAGAAAUUGCUAUUGACAAACUUCAAGAGCUAUUCUACAAGUUUAAGGGCGAUGAUCUCAAGAGAUGGGGCAUUCGUAUGAAGUUGGAGAAGGAUAAAAAGGCUGGCAUUUAA
This is a messenger RNA of Clavispora lusitaniae ATCC 42720, 474 nucleotides long. RefSeq lists its product as uncharacterized. NCBI's taxonomy places the organism in Eukaryota, Fungi, Ascomycota, Pichiomycetes, Serinales, Metschnikowiaceae. The record is from RefSeq and is a predicted model, not a curated record.